UCCCACAUUGGCCUUAGGCUAUAAAUGUGGAGAGUAAACACUACUAUCAAAGGCAAAGCUAAGAGAGGCAUUAUGAAGGGUCAUCAAGAACCUCGUUCAAGCUCUUCUUGUGCAGCCUGCAAGUUCUUGAAGAGAAGAUGCACCCCAAAUUGUCAAUUCGCCCCGUAUUUUCGCUCCGAUGAGCCGAAAAAGUUUGCAAAAGUCCACAAGGUAUUCGGAGCCAGCAACGUAAGCAAGAUCCUGAACGAGGUGGCCGAGGAGCAACGGGAGGAGACAGUGAAUUCCCUUGUUUAUGAGGCCGAGGUGAGACUCCAGGACCCCGUUUACGGCUGCAUUGGGGCGAUAGCCUCAUUGCAGCACAAGAUGGUGGAGCUACAGCAUGAUCUGAUCCUUGCACGAGCACGUCUUGCUUGUUAUGUUGAUCAGCAACAGCGGCACUCUGACUCGUUUUUCGAUAUUGAUCAUGUUAAUAUGGCUCCUCUUGUAGACAUCCAAGAGCCUAGUGCUGGCGUUGUCGAUGCUUUCGACUACAAUGCUUUGCCGUUUGAUCAAUUUAGUCCAUUCCAGUUUCCAUAAUAAAGGGACUCUGUGCCUUUAAUUCUCUUCCCUCCUCUCUCUCUCUCUAUAUAUACAUAUAUAGAUAUAUAUAUUUUAUAGAUCUGCUUUUGUUUGUGCAUAAGGGAUUUCUCACUUGGAAUUUGGAAAUAAAGGAAGGUAAUCAAUGAAGCUCACUUGUUGA
Molecule: messenger RNA, 739 nt
Organism: Sesamum indicum (sesame)
Lineage: Eukaryota; Viridiplantae; Streptophyta; Magnoliopsida; Lamiales; Pedaliaceae
Product: LOB domain-containing protein 21
Source: RefSeq, a predicted model, not a curated record